Molecule: messenger RNA, 789 nt
Organism: Paramecium tetraurelia
Lineage: Eukaryota; Ciliophora; Oligohymenophorea; Peniculida; Parameciidae
Exons: 2
Source: RefSeq, a predicted model, not a curated record
AUGGAUUAAAUCAACUGCUAAAACCCAAACCAUGACUCACAGAGAAUCAAAUAUAUUUGUGUAGAUCCAAACUGUUAAGCACAGCAAAAGAUUGGUUGUGCUGAUUGCUUUCUGGAAGAUCAUGUUACUCAUUAGAGAAAGACUGUUGAUCAAUUUCAUGAUUAAGUGAAACAACAACUAGAUACUUUUAAUUAGAUUGAAUUUUAACCCAUUACAAAUGCUAUUUAAUAAGAUUUGGAGAAACAAAUUGAUAAAGAAUUAGAAAAUUGUCUUUCUUGUAUUACCUAUCGAUUCACAAGCAUAUAAAGUGAUCUGAAAUCCUCAUUGGAUGGGGAGAAUGAAAAACUAUAAGAAAGUUAUAAUGCUUUGCAAUUGAGCAAAAACUAAGAGGUAGAUUCAAUAAAGAAUGUUAAUGAUUUACAUUCAAUUAGUCAAGAGGAAGUAAACGAUUUAGUUAAGUUCUAUCAAGAAUCUUCGAAAAUCUAACAGAAUUAUUCGAAAGCUUCUGAGAUAUUUUCUGAUGAGAAAUAAAAGGUAAAGUAAAAAAAAUAGAAAUACUUACAGAAAUUACAUACAAUCAUGUAAGGACUGAUGAGGGAAUUCAAUGAAUUAAUGACAACUAAGAACUUUUAAUAGGAAGACUUCAGUGAAUUUGAGACACCGCAGAAGUCAACAAUGUCUCCAAAUAAGAUAAUAAGUCUAGUAGAAAGUACAAGAUAAUCAAGGAGAUUUUACAUGAAUUAAACAAAAAAAUUAUUGUUUGGAAACGCUUCAAGGAAGAAUGAAUGA